This is a messenger RNA of Dicentrarchus labrax (European seabass), 2345 nucleotides long. It is a transcript of the gene mnx2b, whose product is annotated as motor neuron and pancreas homeobox 2b. NCBI's taxonomy places the organism in Eukaryota, Metazoa, Chordata, Actinopteri, Moronidae. The coding region runs from base 549 to 1550 and encodes 333 amino acids. Gene Ontology annotation, cellular component: nucleus. Gene Ontology annotation, biological process: spinal cord motor neuron cell fate specification; neuron projection morphogenesis; central nervous system development. The record is from RefSeq and is a predicted model, not a curated record. The transcript has 4 exons. Gene Ontology annotation, molecular function: DNA-binding transcription factor activity, RNA polymerase II-specific; sequence-specific double-stranded DNA binding.
AAGCAGUGUUUCACUUCCUUCACUGGUUGAAAAGAAGGAACCAAGCUUCUGUUUAACAAGUUGAUAACACUGUCAUGCUGGAAAGAUAUAACCUUCUGAAAUGGGGAAACCUGAUCAAGCAUGUAAAUAUAUGUCUCAUCUCUCAGAUUAUUCAUGGCAUGGCUUCUUUCCCACUCAUUGUAUAAAUACAAACAUAUCUCAAGAGGAGUCACAAGAGGAAAACUGCAUUAUCCCCCUAAGAAAAUCUGAUCUCAGUCAAUCUGCAUUUUUAAUUAAAGCAGCACAUAAAUGGAAUACCCCAUCAGGGGAAAGGUCCUUUUCUAGACACUAAAUAACCUUAAUUUAUUUGAGUUUGUUUUCAUUGUUACUCUUGUGUGUCCUUGUUUGUUGUUGUGUGUUGUUUGUUUUUGCAUUGUUGAACAGAUUUUACUGCGGCCCAUGUCAUUCGGCAUCACUGAUGGGUUUGGUUGGGUGUGGUCAGAUGUAUACCCUGUUGUACCUGUACAUGACUGCAGCAAGACUCUGCAGUCCACCUGAGGGAAGCCGCCAUGGAGAAAUCGAGAAACUUCAGAAUUGACGCCCUGCUCGCCGAUGAGACCAACCGGAGGAGCCGAGACCUCUCCCCGGGUCUGAACAGCGACAGCCCCGCAGACAGCCCGGUCUCCUGCCGCCGAGCGGACACCCCGUCUCCGCGGGCCGCACAACUUCAGACCGGAAUAAUCCCCAAACCGGGUAUCCUAAAUCUCCCGCAUCCAGGACUCGCUUCGAUUCCCGGCAUGUAUCCUGCACCCAUGUACCCAUUAUCGGCGUUAGGUGGGCAGCACCCCGCCUUCGCAUACACCGGCUUCACACAGCUCACACAGACUUACCCAGAGCACCUGAAGGCGGCUGCCAUGGCGGGAUCUCUGCCCCUGGAGCACUGGAUCCGCGCAGGGAUCAUGCUGCCUCGACUGCCAGAUUACAGCUCGGGCCCUCAGUCUGGUUUGUUAGGGAAGUGCCGGAGGCCACGCACCGCCUUCACCAGUCAGCAGCUGCUGGAGCUGGAGAACCAGUUUAAGCUCAACAAGUACCUGUCCAGACCCAAGCGCUUCGAAGUGGCCACCUCACUCAUGCUGACUGAAACACAGGUCAAAAUCUGGUUCCAAAAUCGGAGGAUGAAGUGGAAACGCAGUCGGAAGGCGAAGGAACAGGCCACCGCCUCGGCCCAGUCUGAAGCACAGCGACUACGCAGCGGAGGGAAAGCAGCCAAAGACAAAUCUGAUGAGAGCAGACAAGCUGUGAACCCAGACGACAGAGGAAUAGAUCUUGAUUUGGAGGAUGGAGAAGAGGAGGAAGAGGACGAGGAGGAGGACGAGGAGGAGGAAGAAGAGGAGGAAACCCAGCAUGGUUUUCCUGUUGCUAUGGGUAACGGCAUAGGGAUGCCACGAUCCACGGACUUCUUGCAGCGCAGCACUGAUGUUGGCUACAAUCCCCACAGCCCUUUCUCUGAUGAUGAGCUGGAGGGAGUGCAAGUAGGAGGAGGUGACAGGAAGAUCGGAGCGGGACUGUGAAAAGACACCCAGAGGAGUUACACUGGGACGUGUCUGUGUUUGUGGGGACUGGAGAAGACAUUUCCAGACCUAAAGAACUUUGUCUGGUCUGUUAUGUGAAGUAUUAUGUGUUCCAUUCAGGAAAUUUGUUGGAGUCACUAAUUAUUCACACAGAUACACACAGGUUUAUAACACAAAUAUACUGUAUAAACUAUCUGUGAAUAAAAUCAUCCCUAAGUACUGUACAUUUCGUUGCAUGCUGAAAAAAGGUGCUAAUUUCCGCACUAAAUUUAGCUGUUUUCAUGGGUCAUCACCUUCUGGUCACCUUGUCUUUGCUUCAUCCACUGACAGCAGGGGCUCCACCCAGUGAACACACACACACACACACACACACACACACACACACACACACACACACACACGACUACAAGAAUGAAGGAUGUGAAGUACGACAAGUGAACUGUGGUGCGUUCAGGCACCGUGAGAAUGUACAGUAGGUGCAGCAUCCACUGCAUCAUGAAGACAAAAAGAAGUCAAAGUAAAACAAGCUGGGUGCUGUUGAGACUGAAGCAAAUACUUUGCAGAACAUCCCAUGCAUUACAUUUACUUUUGUGCAUUUUGUGUGUAUAAUGAUGUUUCUUCUGUUCUUGAUGGUGUUUCUGAAUUUGUUCUUGUCACUUACAUGUAAAUUAACUUAAUUUAUUUGAAUGAUUGCAAAGAUGAAUCAUACAUGCAUUUAUCUGAAACUUGUUUGUGGUGUAACUGUGAAAUAAAACAAAUGACAGCAAAAAAUAAAUGAAGAAUGAGCUGAAGAAA